AAAAUCUGGCAUAAAGAGUUGAAAUCAGAGUUUCGUGUUAGAUUCAGAUCCUUUUUUCUCCACCGGGUCUCAAUCAAUCAGCCAACGAUGGCCGCCGACGGAAUAUUCCGAUGCAUCUUCGAAGGCUGUAUCUCCGGCCUCGAUUCGGCCAUCGAGAGGCGUCCUUACCACAAAAACUGCGGAUGCGCGCUUCACGACGGAUCACGCGGCGGUGGAAAAAGUCAAAAUAAGAGGCGGACGUCCUGCCGCCGACACGGAAGCUCAGAGAGCAUAUCGUUCCCGAUCCGAAGAUCUUGGAGCGAAGGAAACAUCCUGGCUAUGAAUUUCCCUUCCUCGUCGUCUUCGUCUAAUCUCCAAUCGCUUUCUUCGUCUUCUUCUCUCACAACCCUGGCUUCGCUCUCCGAUUUAACAACGGUGGAUGCUGCUUCGUUGGAGGAUCCGAGCAGAUCUCAUCAUCAACGUCAGCUUGGAUGGACCAUUGACGAAGGUGAAGAUGUUUGAUCAUUGAUGAUUCAUUUUCCACAUUUUGUUAACUGCUAAUCUCCCCCGUUUAAUCAAUUUUCUUCAUAAUAUUGUGAGUGUCGCCAUUGUCUUGUAUCUUUUCUUCCGAAACAAAAAUCAAACUUUGAAGGGUUUCAUUUUUCGAUUUUAAUUCGUGUUUUUGUUUGUUUGGCAAUAUUAAAUUCCAUUCUAUAAAUUCGUAGUUGAAUUGUAAUUAGCCUCUGUGAUGGUUUCUUUUGUUCUUAAAGUCACUUUCAUUGCACAA
Molecule: messenger RNA, 766 nt
Organism: Eutrema salsugineum
Lineage: Eukaryota; Viridiplantae; Streptophyta; Magnoliopsida; Brassicales; Brassicaceae
Exons: 1
Coding region: 88-501 (137 amino acids)
Source: RefSeq, a predicted model, not a curated record